Chelmon rostratus (copperband butterflyfish) is the source of this 4757-nucleotide messenger RNA. RefSeq names its product ASXL transcriptional regulator 2 (gene asxl2). The coding region runs from base 91 to 3672 and encodes 1193 amino acids. Gene Ontology annotation, cellular component: PR-DUB complex. The record is from RefSeq and is a predicted model, not a curated record. NCBI's taxonomy places the organism in Eukaryota, Metazoa, Chordata, Actinopteri, Chaetodontiformes, Chaetodontidae. Gene Ontology annotation, molecular function: peroxisome proliferator activated receptor binding; chromatin binding; DNA binding. Gene Ontology annotation, biological process: positive regulation of transcription by RNA polymerase II; animal organ morphogenesis. The transcript has 13 exons.
GGCAGACGGAGUGGAUCUUACGCGGUAACUAAAGCAACAUUUCAACUGAAACGCACAAAUUCAACACUACUCUGCAACAAGACAUCAACAAUGAGGGAGAGACAGAAGAAAAAGAAGGGGAGGACGUGGGCGGAAGCCGCUAAAACGGUUUUGGAGAAAUACCCCAACACACCUAUGAGCCAUAAAGAGAUCUUGCAGGUGAUUCAAAGAGAAAGGCUUAAGGAAAUAAGAAGUGGAACCUCACCACUGGCAUGUCUGAAUGCAAUGCUGCACACAAACUCUCGUGGCGAGGAGGGGAUCUUCUACAAAGUUCCAGGCAGAAUGGGGGUCUACACAUUAAAGAAAGACAUCUCAGAUGUGGCAAAGGAGCUGUCUGAGGAGGGCUCUGAGGAGAGCAGUGACAAUCUUUCAGACUCCCAGAGCACAGAAAACAACAGUGGUGCCAUCAGUCAGGAGGAGAGGAGAGGAAGGUGGAUGCGAAGAGUUCCCUCCAAGCUGCAGUCGCAGCCAUCGUCUCCGCAGCCACGAUGCUCGUCGCCUUCAGUCCCCACCAGUAAACUGAUCUCUCCCUCACAGAAACACAGCAAGAAGGCUUUGAAACAGGCCUUGAAGCAGCAGCAACAGAGAAACCAGCGCAGACAGGGGGGAAUGCCAACCACCUCCAGUCCCAGGCUGCUUCUGAAAACCAUCAAAGAUAUGACUGACAUUACUACAAAGACUGACUUAUGCCACCCAGUCGUCCCACGGAAGGUUUCCCCGAGGUCAGGCCGCCUUAGUGCAGGGCAGCUGAAACGCACCAAGUGUAAAAUAGAUGUAGAAACACCAGACUCCAUUUUGGUUAACACCAACCUGCGGGCAAUCAUCAACAAGCACACCUUCUCUGUCCUGCCCCUAGACUGCCAACAGAGGCUGCUCAAACUUCUGCCUGAAGUUGACCGGCAGGCUUGCCUGGACGGCCUUCUGAAGGUCACUAGUUCUGCCUUAAACAAUGAGUUCUUCACAUCAGCAGCACAGUCUUGGAAGGAGAGGCUGGCUGAGGGGGAAUUCACUCCUGAGUUGCAGCUACGAAUGCGGCAAGAAAUUGAGAAGGAAAAGAAAGUGGAGCACUGGAAGGAGGCCUUCUUUGAAAACUAUUAUGGUGAAAAUUCUGGGCUCAGCGUUGAGGAAUCCAAAGAGCUGACAAAGGCUGAUCUGAAUCAGGAGUCUGCCAGGCCCCAGUCCCCAUCUCAUCAGACAGGACCAUCCGCUCAAGCUCCGGAGGAUCCCAUGGGCGCCAAGGACAGCAGCCAGACUGAUGCUGCUGUGAAAAAUACCAAGCCAACACAGGAGCCUCUGAAGGCACAGCCUGCUCAGAAAGAGCCAGUCUUCACCACGGAGCCCAUGAAGACACGGCGCUCACAGUACGCUGAGGAUCGUAAGUUGAACACCGCGGCACAGUCUGCACCCACACCUGCAGUGACGACACCUGAGGUUGAGAGACGGACUGAACGGUGCGCCGUAAGUGCAUUACCUGAAAAGGAGCAAAAAGAGGAAGUGAAGGAGGAGAAAACUGAACUACCCCAGUUGCCUGUGAAGAAGAGCCGGCUGCCAAAGUCUAGUUCAGAGCUAAAAGAGGAUCCGCCGGCGUCUGUGUUUAAGCCUGCUGAGGAGAGCGAAGAGGUCAUCUCUGAGCCCAGUGACCCCCCAGAGCAGCUGAAAAGGAAAUCUGUCAGUGAGUUGGAGGGUGAAGUGACACCAGAGAAAAGGCCUCGCAUGUCCUCAGUUUCCUCUGUGUCUUCAGUCUCCUCCGUGUCUCCUCCAGCAUCAUCCACAUCCAGCCCCCCUACACCAACUCCAACAAAUCAGAGGGUUCCACCGCUCAAGAUCCCAGUGUCACGAAUUCUUCCCGUUCCUCUGUCACCUAGCCAAGUCUCACCCAGGACUCCCCUCCCAGCCCCGCUUAGCAGCCCGGGCCGCACUGGCGCUCGCACUUUGGCUGACAUCAAAGCCAAAGCUCAGCUUGCCCGAGCGCAGCGAGCAGCAUCGAAGGGAGCUGUGCCAGGCCCAGGGCCAGGGGGAGGCAGUGUUGAGCAGACCCAGCCAUCACCCAGCCCCAGCCCGACAUCUCCACAGGCAUCAGCCAGAUUUCCAACCUCCGACUGCAGCAACAGCCAGACGCCAACGUCUCGCCCAUCUGACUUUUUUGGUCAACAAAGCCCAAACCGUUCUCAAAUGUUGUACUCGAGUAUAACUGAUGAAAAACACAUAGGUCACUCUGCUGGUGCAGUCAGCACUGGACCCUAUGGUGUUCAAAAGAGUUCAAGCACAUCAACGCAGCCCACUCCUUCAUCUGUGUACGCUCUGAAGGGACAGGAAAACCCAUCACCUGCUGGAUCAUCAACCAGGACCAGCUCCUGUAUUCCUGCAAACAACCCACUGGUCACUAAGCUUCUGGAGGGCAAAGAGGUUCCAUUGGAGCAGAUCCUCCCAAAGCCGCUAUCCAGGGUGGAAGUGAAGAUGUCAAACUUACCCUCUGGUAGUAAGGGGAAGACAUCACACUCUGCUGAGCACAGGGCUGAUAAGCAGAUGUCCCAUCAGCUCAAUACAGCAGGCCGAGCAGGAGUUCUCUCAGAAUACACGAGACACCACAGGGAACUUCCUGAUAAGGAGACUCAGGAGCAGAUCCUACAGGCUGUAAUGCAGAGGAAGGCUCAGCAGAGCCAGCCUUAUGGUGGUAUGGGGCCUCAGCACCCUCAGUACAAAGUCCAUCAGCUGGUGCACGCAGAAGAGCGUCAGGACCAAUCUAGGAUCUCAGUAGGAUUUUUUGGUCGUAAGAGGACGCCCAGGCCUGCCAUGACAGGACAUUACCUGCUCAAUGUGUCCACAUACGGCCGAGGACCAGAGAGCAAGAGACUCCACCAGUCUGCCAUCCCAAACACGUCUGUGUCCAGUGUAAAAAGGGAAAGCACAGAAGGAGAGGAGGCGGCUAAGGUAGAAGAACCAGCCAGGAAAGUUUUCUCUCCUGUUUCUGGGGUUAAAACAGAGCAGCAGGGAUACUCAAUAAACAAGUCUGGUAAAGCGGGGAGUGUUGAGCAUUGUUCCAGUGUAAAGACUGAGCCCGGAUCAGAGGAUAGCGCAGCCGGUGCCGACAACAGCACCAGCACGACCGCCAAAGACACCAGCCCUUUUUUUCAGUCACACCGAAGGCACCUCGAUCUCUGCAAUAGUAAUCAAGGAAACUCCGAGCCAUAUCGUACCCAAGUGGACCCCAGUCACCAGCGGCCGUCGGCCUUUCAAACCCAGAGAACGCUCGAUAAUCAGGAGCCCGUGGCAGCAUCGUGCUACGGCGGCACUAUCAGCAUGUCUGUACCUCACACUUUGAACCGCAGCACUGCAGGCACCGGCUCUUCCACGGCCUCAUCAGAGGCUGACGCCGGCGCCGUCCACGGGAGCGUCAUGUCUUUCUCAGUGACCGUCACCACCAUACCUGCCGGUCACUCGCUAGAACACAGCAACCAGGGCGAGCCGUCCCCUGAACAGUCGUACAUCGAGGGCCCCAACAUGGAGGAAGUCCAGUCUAAAUGCUACUGCCGACUGAAGGCGAUGAUCAUGUGCAAAGGAUGUGGCGCCUUUUGCCACGAUGACUGCAUCGGCCCCUCGAAACUGUGUGUGUCAUGUUUAGUUGUACGAUGAUAUGAAAUUAAUAAUAGCUAAAAGAUAUCGUGGGCUGAUUUGUAUUGAACAAGUCACAAAGCAGAAGCAGAUCAUCCAGAAUCGGUGCUCGAGCUAAGCACGUUAGCGGCGCUCCAGAGAAAACAACCAGCAUGUGGCCUCUGUUGGAAAGGCAAGGAUUUACACUGGAUGCGCUUUCGUUUCACCAACAUCUAUGAAAAGUUGUUUUGUGCAAUUUUUUGGUAGAAAUGUCAAUCAGUUUUCAAUCAAAUCAUUAGUGUGUCAGAUGUGUGACAAAUGUAAAAUCUGGCAAUGUUUGCACUCGGCUAGGAUUAGUGUGAUAUAUUUUUUUAAAUAUAUAUAUAUGUGUAGUUUUUAAAAAAGGAGGGAAAGAUGAAUGUUGCUAUUUUUGUAGAACAUGAUGACUUGUUGUGUUUUAGACUGACACUUUUUAUUAUCGGGCUUAAUCAGUUAUGGUUAAAGGCAAAAAAAAAAGGGGGGGGGUGCUAAUGAUAAUCAUUGGUUGUAGAGUACCUCCUAUUUGGCAUUUAUGCACGCAUGGCAGGGAAGUGCAACUUACAGUAACUAUUUUAUAUAAAAAUUGUACAUUUAUUGCAGAACACACACAGAUUUAAGAAGCAGAAAGAGCAUGUAUAGUUUUAGAAAAAGAAUCUAAAGGAGUUUUGAUUGAUUGUUCAACUCAUGAGGAUUGCGCGUCACAUCAUUUUUUGACUAACAGUUGCAGGGCGAAGCACUUGAAAACCACCUGGAUUUAUGGUAGUAACUGUGUACAGCACUUACAUUCAAAGAGAGGGAAAAAGAAGAAUCAUGUCUAUAUAAAAAUGCCUCUUUUGACAAAAUGAGAUCUUUUCCAUUCCAGGUCAAGACCUGGUGUCACUUCCUACUGUGUGAAUUUGCGUUUUCUCCCCAAAAAGCCAGUUUGUAGAUACGGUCUCCCACGAAAUGGGCUUUCUCAUGCUCAUAUGUCUGUACAGUUAGAUCAACAGUGGCAAACAGUAAAGAAAAAAAAAACACUCAAGACAUGGGGAGAAAAUGAAGAUAAUUUUUUUUUCACUGUAAAUAUUUGCUCAUUUAUGGUAUAUGCA